UGUCAAGCUGAGCUGACUUCCGGCAGUUGUGUCAUAAACAGUGAUUCACCAUCGAGACUCGGUCGUGUUUUUCUGCGUAUUUUCACGGAUUUACCCAAGAAGUAAACUAUAGACUCUACAACUAAUUUAAUAAUGCCAACUGUUGUUAAUAGUAUUUAUUCUCAGUAUACUUUUUAGACAAUGGUUUGUCCAGAAUGAUGUUACUCCACGGAGGAUCGGUCUCCAGUCUUGACCGAAUUUCAGUUUGGACUCACACUUGUCAAAAAUAUUUAUUCCCAGCAAAUAAUUACAACUGAUUCAUUUGGUGGAGAGAAAAAAACAAAGUUGUCGUAUUUAUAUAAUAAUUUAUUUAAAUCCACGUUGAAGUUGAAAUUAAGCGAUUCCUGUCUGAAUUGUUCAACGAUAAAAAGUUGAUCGUCCGAGUGGGAUGCUUGCUUUGCUCCGUCGUCAGUUGACCAACAUGCAUGGACAAUUCCGAAGUAGUGUUUGGGAUCCAGUGUUAAUAAUUGCACAGAUAAUCACCAUGCAGUGUAUCUUUUAUACAUCGGCUGGAUUCUGGCUUUAUCUCACCAGUUACAUCACAAACUUCGACAGACACAUCAGCCAGUUUUUUACGCAUUCUGAUUUGGAUUUUGGGGAAGAUAGCGGUCGAAUAAACGCAAUUGGGUUUGCUAUCAAUUCUUUGUGUUGUGCUUUCGGAUUAUGGAUUGUCGUUCAAAAAACUAAACAAUGCCUGGACUAUGCUGCAACCGUACAUAUAAUCCACUUCUUCUGUUGCUGGAUUUAUAAUGCUCGGUUUCCACAGAACUUCUAUUGGUGGUUAACCAAUAUCAUAUCACUCAUUCUAAUGACUGUGUCUGGAGAAUUUUUAUGCAUGAGAUCAGAAAUGAAAGCCAUUCCAGUUUCACUUGCGCCCAAAGCUGACCUCUAAUCCAUUCCAAACCAAUUCCUUUGGACUUUUUUCUCUGUACCAAUACAGUUAAGGAUGAUAUUCCAAUUGUGUUCCAUUUUUCUUUGCAUUGGUAUCAGUUCUUAGUGUUGAUUCUUUGCCUCUGUAAGAAAUGUACAAAACCCAUUUGGGUGCAAAACAACAGGGAAAAAAACAACAAACUUGCUUGCGUGAUAAUCCUAUACUUACUACGACCACCUACCAUUACCUGUCAUAUGUCAUUAGUUGUCACAUACUAAUUAACUGACUUG
This is a messenger RNA of Octopus sinensis (East Asian common octopus), 1200 nucleotides long. RefSeq names its product protein SYS1 homolog. Gene Ontology annotation, biological process: protein localization to Golgi apparatus; Golgi to plasma membrane protein transport; Golgi to endosome transport. The transcript has 3 exons. NCBI's taxonomy places the organism in Eukaryota, Metazoa, Mollusca, Cephalopoda, Octopoda, Octopodidae. Gene Ontology annotation, cellular component: Golgi membrane; trans-Golgi network. The coding region runs from base 428 to 931 and encodes 167 amino acids. The record is from RefSeq and is a predicted model, not a curated record.